This is a messenger RNA of Cannabis sativa, 672 nucleotides long. RefSeq lists its product as uncharacterized. The transcript has a single exon. NCBI's taxonomy places the organism in Eukaryota, Viridiplantae, Streptophyta, Magnoliopsida, Rosales, Cannabaceae. The coding region runs from base 1 to 672 and encodes 223 amino acids. The record is from RefSeq and is a predicted model, not a curated record.
AUGGGGAAGAUUGGAGAGAAGGAAGACUUUCACUUCCAUGACAGAUGUUCGAGUCUCAAAUUAAACCAUCUGGCUUUUGCAGAUGACGUUCUAUUAUUCAGUCAUGGUGAUCCCAAGAGUGUACUAUAUAUGCUACAAGCCUUAAAGCUCUUUUCACUAACAUCAGGUUUGCAACCUAAUGCCUCUAAAACUGUUGUAUAUUGUUGUAACAUGCAACAUGAAUAUGUGGAUAGAAUUUUGCAACUCUCAGGCUUUCAGAGACAUGAGCUUCCUUUCACAUACUUGGGAGUCCCAAUUUGUGCUAAGAAGAUAUCCAGGAAAGAAAGUGAGGUUUUAGUGGAGAAAAUGACAGCAAGAAUCAGAACCUGGACCUCAAGGAACCUAUCUUUUGCUGGGAGAACAACACUUAUCAACUCAGUUUUGAUUACUAUUCAGGCAUACUGGAGUCAGAUCAUAAUCAUGCCCAAAAGAAUUCUGAAUUCCAUAGAAGCUAUCUGUAGAGCUUUCUUAUGGAAAGGCCAAGCUAUGUUUCAUGGAGCAGGUGCUAUGGCCUGGGACAAUGUAUGUCAACCUAAAGCUACUGGGGGUUUAGGCAUUACUAAACUUGAAACUUGGGUAUAUUUGGGCAAUUUCGAACAAACAAGAGAGCUUAUGGCUGCGGUGGGUGAAUAG